AUGACAUUGGUGGUUGGUCAUUAUUGUGCAACUCCAUGUCAUGCUCAUACCAUGCGGAAUACACAAGAGCUUGACACCUUCUCAGAGUCCUUUGACUUUUCAAACACUGUGAACAUUUCAGAUGUAUCACAAAACGGACUCUUGAAUUAUCCUCUUCAAUUUGGUCGGCCAUUCUUGAAGGGAGAAAUUCCAACUGGUUAUGUUCCAGGCGUUAAAUUGAAUGGAGUACUGAUUGAUUCACAAGCAGAUAUUACCACUCGCUAUGAAGAUGGAUCUGUUCGUUUUGCUGUCCUCUCUGUAGUAUUGCCAAAAAUAGAGAAAGGAGGAAAUGCUACCAUGUGGAUGGUUCCAAUUCUGAAAAGUGCAUCUUCCACUCCAUGUACCAUCUCUGAAAUAUUGACAGCAUUACCAGAUGCAGAUAUUUCCAUCAGUUUGAGUGGAAAUGGAACUGCAACUUUCACAACCGUGAGUGCAAGAAAUUUUAUAUCUCAAAAUUUAUAUUACUGGAAUACCAAUCGAGGUUCCAUUCGAUGUGAACUCGUUGUUGUGGAUCAUCUCACAAGAAGGGCAGAUUUUGGUUUGAAUGGUGGUCCCAAAUCUUUUCGACCAAUUUUUUAUUUUCAUUUCUGGAGAACAAUUCAUCGAUUGAGGGUGAGAGCGGUUUUGGAAAAUUCCAAUUUGGACACCUUACAAGAUGUUUUGUAUAAUGUGACCAUUUCGAAAGGGUAUUCAACAUCUGCUACCAUGGUGUAUUCUCAAAAUAAUGUUCAACAUUUAUUUGGAGCAAGAUGGACGAAAAUAUUUUGGUUUGGUGGUCAAGAACCUGAAUCUCGAGUGAAUUUCGAUUACAAUAUCAAUUACCUGAGUGCCACCUAUUUCAUUCCAAAUUAUCCUAAAAACAACACACAAACAGAGAAACAAAUUGCAAGCUAUUACUCGAAUUGGUUAACAACACCAAGAGGAUUGAUGGAGGCAGGUGUGUGGACACCUUACAUGCCUCAAACAGGUAUGAGAGAUGAUAUAGGAAUCAUGCCAGAAUUCGUUCAUGCAUGGUUGACAUUGGGAGAUUGGCGUUAUCGUGAAAUUUCUUUGAUCAGUGCUGAUUUAGCAGGAGGUUGGAAGAGUCAUUUUCGUGAAAUUGAUUCUCAACUCAAAUUUGAUCGAAAUCAAACGGUGUCAGCUAUUGGUAAACCAAUUUCAUUGAACGCACAUCCUACUUUGUGGUUUCCAGAUAAUUCAGGAAAAUAUAUGGGCGCCCUUAAUGUUCCUCAAUUACCCAACUCAAAGAAUUGGGUAUUCGAUGGCGCUCAUCAACCUGAUCCAUUCUCAAUUCCUUAUAUUUUAACAGGUGACUCGUAUUAUUUGGAAUCUUUACAAUUGUGGGCUGCAAGUGGAAUUAUGAGAAUUAGUAACGGACAAUAUGGACGAGGUAUGACAGGCUAUGGAGGAAUUACUGAACAAGUCAGAGGACAAGCAUGGACAUUCCGUACUCGUUGUUAUGCAGCUCUAUUAUCUCCCGAUGAUUCACAUGAAAAACUCUAUUUCACACAAACAGUUGAAGAUGCCAUUGCCUAUUGGGAAGGUCAACGAGGAGUGAAUGACACUUUGUUUUUAAAUCAUCCAAAUAGACAAUGGGCUGCUAAAAACUCUGCUUUUGUGUGGUCUCCAUUGAGAUUUUGGAGUCGUGAUACCAACACGAAACAAGCAUCGUUAUGGCAAGAAUAUUUCAUGAUUAUCGUUUUUGGUAUGAUGAGAGAUUUGGGAUUUUCAACUCAUGGAAUUUUGAAAGAAUAUCACCAAAUUGUGACCACCCAUGUAGGAGCACCCAAUUAUGAUCCUCGUUAUAUGGGUUAUUAUUGGGCCUAUGUGAUGGACUCGAAUCUCAAUUGGUUUAAAACAUGGGCUGAAUUUAAAACACAAAAUGAUCUUGUUCAAAAUGAUAGUUCCAUAGCAGCAGUGAAUCAAUUUCAGACAGGAGCAUUUCCUGCAAUUGCCGCAACCUGUGCAAGUUCAUUUACUGCCAUGUAUUCUAAUGGACCAGAAACUUGGGAAUUCACACGUUCCUUAACUUUUGACAAAUUUGAUUUGAGUGUCAAUUAUCGUUCAUUCAAAGUGUAUCCAAGAAGUUUUGCACCUCCUCACCCACCACAACCCUCUUCACUUCCUCGACCUUCCUCAAAAUCAAGUAAUGGAACGGCAGUGGCGUCAGACGCUCUUACCACCUCACGUGUGAGCAUGGGACAGUGGAAGAGUGUCAUUGGAAUCAUUUUAAUCAUGGCAUUUAUUGUAGGUUAA
Naegleria lovaniensis is the source of this 2295-nucleotide messenger RNA. RefSeq lists its product as uncharacterized. Bases 1 to 2295 code for a protein of 764 amino acids. The transcript has a single exon. Lineage: Eukaryota; Heterolobosea; Eutetramitea; Acrasida; Naegleriidae. The record is from RefSeq and is a predicted model, not a curated record.